This is a messenger RNA of Arachis duranensis, 2346 nucleotides long. Its product is annotated as protein NETWORKED 4A. The record is from RefSeq and is a predicted model, not a curated record. NCBI's taxonomy places the organism in Eukaryota, Viridiplantae, Streptophyta, Magnoliopsida, Fabales, Fabaceae. Gene Ontology annotation, cellular component: vacuolar membrane. Gene Ontology annotation, molecular function: actin binding.
GAAAGAAAAUAAAAUAGUUUCUUACUUUUUUCAAUUCCCAUUUCUGUGCAACUACCAUUCCACGUUUGCGAGGUAAUUAAUUGCACAGCACGACGCGGUGGGGAUUGCGGGACUCACGGCACUGCCAGCUGUCCAUUUUUCUCAGAUUUGAAAGAUAACCUAUGAUUUUUAUUAGUAGUUUACUAUAUCAGUGUGAGAGACUCAUCACCAGCUAGCACUUGCUCUGGCAAAUGGCUUCAGGGGCUCAUACUAACAAGCAAAUGAAGAGGUUGGAAUCAAGGAAGUCACAUUCAUGGUGGUGGGAUAGCCACAUCAGUCCCAAGAAUUCAAAGUGGCUUUUUGAAAAUCUUGAAGAGAUGGAUAGGAAUGUGAAGCAAAUGUUGAAGCUGAUUGAACAAGAUGCAGAUUCCUUUGCCAAAAAGGCUGAGAUGUACUAUCAGAAGAGACCAGAGUUGGUUGCUCUGGUUGAGGAGUUCUACCGUGGUUAUCGGGCUCUGGCCGAACGUUAUGACCAUGUCACAGUAGAAUUGCGGAAGAAUAUACCCUCUGAUCUCCAAUCUCAAGGAUCAGGUAUUUCAGACUCCGGCUCUGAGCCAUCCUCUACCUGGCCCUCUCCAAUGAUGAAGGGGAGCCGCCGAAAGUCUAAAAACCGUGCAGCAGGGUUUGAAUACUUUCUUGGCUCUGGUGGAAAUGGUUCUGAUGCAUACCAGAAAGAUGUAGAUGACUCAUCUACACUGACAGAUUCUGAGGAGGAAUCCGAUGAUUCAUCAGUUAACAAUUAUUCAAGUUUCAAUGGCAGCGAUCCAGGGAUGAAUAGAAGAAUAUUGGAAUUGGAAAGCGAGCUUCGUGGGGUAAGAGAAAAGUUGUGGAUGCAAGAGGAGGAACAUAUAGAGGGUUCAUCUAGAGGGCUAAGAAAUGAGAACAUUGAAGAUGCUUAUUCCAAAAUUAAUGCAUAUGAACAAGAGCUGCUGACUGUGAAUGAAAAGUUAAGACUUUCAGAAGAAGAAAUCACUAAACUGAAGAUUGAGCUUAGAAAAUACAUACCUUUGGAUUCUGAAAAUUUGGAGGCUGGUGUAGAAUUGUCAUCGACUGAAGAAUACAUCAAGACAGGAAGGGAAACCAUUAAGGAAGAAGAGGUUCAAGGAAGUUUCCAGGGUCUGAAUAAGGAGUAGGCUUCGGAAAAGCAAAUUGCUUCCCUGAAAUUUGAGUCCAAUAAAUCCUCUGAAAGAAUCAAGCAAUUGCAGGAGCAGCUUGACUUGGCUCGCAAGGACAUUGCUGCAUGGAAAUCUAAGUUUAACAGCGAGAAAAGAGAGAGCACCAAACUCCAAGAAAGACUUGCGAGGUUGAAGACUAGUCUAUCAGACCGAGAUCAUGAGAUCAGGGAUUUGAAAACAGCUGUAUCUGAUGCGGAGGAGAAAAUCUUCCCGGAGAAAGCUCAGAUGAAGGCUGAAAUGUCCAGUGUGUUGGAGGAAAGUGCUCACAUAAAAGAACAAAUCAGAGAAUGGGAAAGUCGUGGCCGAGCUUUUGAAGAUGACAUAAGAAGGAUCCAGACUGAAAAAUUAGAAAAGGAGGCGGCACUGAAGGGCGAAAUUGAGCUUUUAAAGGCAGACAUUGAAGAGAAAGAAAAAAGCAUAAAGGAUCUCAAUGUAAGCCUUGGUGCUAUGAAAUCAGAGAGAGACACCCUAAAUGUAGAAGUUGGUUCACUCAAGGAAGAGGUAAAAUCAAGAGAUGGUAGGAUUGAACAAAUGAACAACCAUUUGAACCAACUUCACAUGGAACAUGUUAAAUUGAUUGCUGGAAUGGAAGAGGCGCAUAGACAAGUGGAAGAACUGAAAUCGAAAGCUAAACAGCUAGAGGAUGAGGUUGAGAGGCAAAGAACAGUGAUCUUAGAAGGAGCAGAAGAGAAGCGCGAGGCGAUAAGGCAGCUAUGCUUCUCACUUGAGUACUACAGAAAUGGUUAUAACAUGCUAAAGAAGCAUUUUGUAGGACACAAGAGGGUUCCAAUUUUGGCUUCCUAGUUAAAACUAUAUCUUCUUAGUAUGAUCUUGUAUAUUUCCUUGUACUCUUCAAAUUCUCCUGUAUUUAGGAUGCCUUGGUAUGGUUUUUAAAGGUUCUGAUGUUGUAUAAGUCAAGGUCAUGGUGUACUAUAAUAGGGGGUAGCCAUGGUUUCAUGGUUGAUUUUACACUUUGGCUUGUAAAGUAGAUAUAUAUGAGUUGGAGCUAAGUGUCAUCAGGUUCUUGAAGAUGAAGCUAUGGAGUGUGGAGGAUGAAGCACCUUCCUUUUGAGGGCAUUUAGAAGAGAUUGAAAAUUUGGGCAAUAGAUCCUUUCAAUUUUUUUUUUUUCAA